Messenger RNA from Pseudozyma hubeiensis SY62, 948 nucleotides. RefSeq lists its product as hypothetical. The coding region runs from base 1 to 948 and encodes 315 amino acids. The transcript has a single exon. Lineage: Eukaryota; Fungi; Basidiomycota; Ustilaginomycetes; Ustilaginales; Ustilaginaceae. The record is from RefSeq and is a predicted model, not a curated record.
AUGAGAUGCGCAACCAAUGAACCCGUUUCGCAGUGCAACAUCAACUACGCUCUGCCGCCCACCGGCAAGGGCACCGUGGACUGGGUGAUUGGGGGCAUCUUUUGCUCAUUCUACUCGGUGAUUGCCUACCAGACCUUCCGCGUCUUUCACCGCAAGUCUCCGCUCGCCCUGCCGUGGGUGAGUCUGCUCUUCUUUUCCGGCUUUCGAUGCGUCGGCUUCCUCAUGCGCGCGUGGGUCGACGACAAUCCGGUGCAAGACAGCUGGUCGUAUCAGCAAGCCAAGAACUGGGUUGUGCUGUUGACCACCUCGUAUUCGAUCAUUGCGGCGGGCACCACGUUCUUCCUCAUCUUUUUGGCGUCGGUGCUCGUGGCGCUGCGACGGGCGAGUCGGGCCACGCGCGACUUCGGCGAUGCUUCGUUCAAGUCGACAUUCCGCAAGCUCGGAUCGCAUGCUAGCAACCAAGACGCCGCCGCGAUCCUCGACGAAGACGAGUUGCGCGUCCGACGAUGGGAGGAUCGCGCCAUGAUGGCCUACCGCAUCUUUGUCGUCGCCGUCGCCGCGCUCAACAUCGUUGGAGCGCUGCGCCAGUUCGACUACUACUGGCUCAACUACAACCAGGGCCUCACGCUGCGCAAGGUCGGUGGCUUGAUGCAGAUCGUUGUUUGCGCACUCCUCUUCCUCGCGUUCGUCUACGUGUACUUCCACUAUGCAUCGCCCAAACCCACCCGACCCGCUUUCCUUCUUUUCGUCUUGAACAUCUUGCCCAUCUACUUUAUCACGCUCAUCUUCAACAUCCUCCGCGUUCUUCAACCCCUGGACUCUGCCAUCAACCAGGACCCCAACUACACGUACUACUUCCAGGUGCUCCCCGAUUGCCUCAACCUGUUCUUGCUGCUCAUCUUUAAUUAUGAUAGGCUGCUGGACUACUCUGCCGUUCGAGCGGAGUGA